AUGGAGUCACCACAAGGCUACGCAGACCGGAUAAACUCCAUUAGGGAGAAGGAGUAUCCCCAGCUGAUUGAUCAAGGCACCAAGACUUCGCACGUGUAUCUCGACCAUGCUGGGAUGACAUUAUACUGCAAAUCGCUCCUCACAGAGUCCACCAACAGACUGCUAUCAGGAAUCAUGGGAAACCCCCACUCGCAAUCGCUAGCUUCUCAGAAAACAGAAGCGCUAAUUAGUUCUGUCAGAUUCAAGGUUCUAGAACUCUUUCAGGCGGAUCCUAUGGUGUUUGACCUGGUAUUCACUUUGAACUCCACCGCUGCUAUGAAGAUGCUGCAACAAGGACUUUCCGAUACUUUUGGAUCCUACUCCUACGCAUACAACAGUCACAGUCACACAUCAGCUGUGGGACUGCGGGAAUAUUCUUCAGACUUCUGUUGUUUUGAUGAUCCAGAAGAGGUGGCUGACCAGCUCUCUAGAGAGUCCAGUUCGAAUCACCCAAUACUCAUAUCUUGGUCUGGUCAAUCCAAUCUUAGUGGAGAAAGGUUUCCCAUAGGAGAGUGGAAUUCGCGCUUCAAAGAAAUUGGUACUAAGAGUUCCAGGACUGCAUAUACUCUACUGGAUGCUAGUGCUCUUUGCACCACAUGUCCACCUAGUCUUAGCGACUCUGAGACCGCUCCCGAUUUCAUGUGUCUUUCAUUCUACAAAAUGUUUGGUAUGCCCGAUAUUGGAGCUUUGGUUUUCAAGAAGUCGAGUGCUUUGGAGUGCUUUCGAGGAAGGAAAUACUUUGGUGGAGGAACCACUGAGGUUGUGGCUCCCGAUCAGGCAUUUCACGUGAAGAAGCCCGCUCUCUUUGAUUCGUUACAUGACGGUACGUUGCCUGUUCACUCGUUGGUCCAACUGGAUACCGCUAUCGACGUUCACAAGAGCAUGUAUGGAUCGUUUGAGAAUAUCGCGAAUUACGUGAAAUGGCUCACUGAAUAUUGUGUUUGCAGGAUAGAGAAGGACCUAGUGUUUCCCACCACCAACACCCCAAUGGUCAAGAUAUACAGCAGGUUCUCCUACGACAUGCAGGGUCCUAUAGUGGCAUUCUCACUAAUGACAGAGUCUGGGUAUCCACUAGGAUAUUACGAUUUCGAGAAGUUUGCAAGUGCAAGGAACAUUUCAUUGAGGGUGGGGACCGUGUGCAAUCCAGGUGGUGCUCUCAAGUGGCUUGAACGUACCACCGAGGAUGUGAUUAAUGACCAUGCUAAAGGACACAAAUGUGGAGAUCAUAUGGAUGUCAUGAAUGAUAAACCAACGGGUGUUGUGAGAGUUAGUCUUGGGGCUAUGUCAUCUAAAGAAGACAUUGAUACUUUGGUCGAAUGUAUCUAUGACUUCACAAUAGACCACAUUUCGAACUCGCGCAGGAAUCCGAAUACGGCUGAGAUCAGCGUGAAGAGGUUAACGAUAUAUCCCAUCAAGUCGUGUCAUGGGUAUGACAUCCCACAAGGGGUGGAGUGGAAAGUUUCUUCUAAUGGUUUGCUGUAUGACAGAGUCUUUUGUCUGAUAGGACUGGCUAACAACGCUCCUCUUGCUUUGAAACAUCACCGAAGCAUGGUCCACGUGAAGCCUUCGAUCGAUAUCAAUACGGGCAUCAUGAGAAUAGAGAAUCAAUACGGAGAGUUUGUUGAACUAAACAUUUACUCCAUGGAGCAAUAUGAUCUUCAAACACUCGCUUCUGCCGAAGGAAAGAAAUACCGAUGCGUUAUGGAUACCAAGAUAAGGGACUUUCUGUCAUUGACCAUCGAGACUCCCUGCGUGCUAGGAUCUUACGUUUCGAGCUCAAAUUGGGCUAAAAGUGGGUCUAUGCAGAACAAAUCAGCUUUCUUGCUGUUGACACAGCCCAGUCUCGAUAGCAUAGGCUCUGGUGAAUCUUUGCUUUCUCCCGUGUCCAGCCAUUCUAGUGGUAAAGACACUGACAAUGACUCAGAUGUAUCGACUCCUUCUUCGAGUGUUUCUUCUUUUUCAGGGGAGAACCUUGCUCCUAGAUUCCGUGCUAACAUCCUGGUAGACGGUGUCGGACUCGUUCCGUACGAGGAGGACUUUUGGUCCGAAAUAUCCAUUGGAAGCGAAGGACUCGUGAUAAAGACAAUGGAAAGAUGUGACAGGUGUCACAUGAUCACAAUUGACUCCAAUACGGGAGAAAGAGAUCCUACCCUCUUUUCCAUUUUAUCCAGAGAAAGGAAGGAGAAGGGCAAGGUGUAUUUCGGCAGCAACAUGAAUUUGGACGAACAGUGCUACGACAGGGAAUACAAAAUAAAGAUAGGAGAUAGACUAGUUGUUGCGUAG
Molecule: messenger RNA, 2322 nt
Organism: Kuraishia capsulata CBS 1993
Lineage: Eukaryota; Fungi; Ascomycota; Pichiomycetes; Pichiales; Pichiaceae
Exons: 1
Coding region: 1-2322 (773 amino acids)
Molecular function (GO): pyridoxal phosphate binding; catalytic activity; molybdenum ion binding
Source: RefSeq, a predicted model, not a curated record